AUGUACAUUCAAAUUUGGGAAUCUUAUUUCUCUUCUCCAAUAAAAACCCUUUUAAAUUUGGGAGGCAUGAAUGUUUUGGAUGUGGGUUGUGGCCCAGCUUUAUGGAUUAUGGAAAUGGCAACUUUUUUCCCACUUUCAAAUUUUACUGGUGUUGACAUAGUACAACUUUAUCCUCAUGAUUGUAUGCCAAAAAAUCUUGAUUUUAUACAGGCCAAUAUUUUAGAUGGCAUUCCAUUUGAAAAUGAAUCAUUUGAUUUUAUUCAUAUCAAAGAUUGUCUACCAUACUUUCCUGGAAAACUUUCCAAGGAACAAGUAUUUUCUGAAUUAGUAAGACUUUUGAAACCUGGCGGAUGGUUAGAAAUUAUAGAAUUCGAAGGGAAAAUGUAUAAUGCCGGACCAAAUUCUGACUUUCUCUAUGAUAAAUUGAUCACAGUUUAUCGUAAUCGCGGGAUUAAUUACGUUCAAGAAAGUGUUCCUCAAUUGUUCGAAGAAAAUAAUCUAGUUGAAUUUCGACGUGAAGAUAAAAUUAUCAAAUAUUGCGAAUUCGAUUUUGCACUGCAAGUAUUCCUUGAUACAUUCAAAACCAUGAAAAAAACUAUUUUGGAAUUUACUAGCAUAGAACCUGAAAAAUAUGAAGAAAUGUUAAGUAAUUCUUGUCGAGAAUUAUUGGAAUAUCAAACAUCAUUUCGAAAUACUAGAUUUUAUGGGCAAAAACCAUCGAAAUUCGAAACAAUCUAA
This is a messenger RNA of Diversispora eburnea, 738 nucleotides long. NCBI's taxonomy places the organism in Eukaryota, Fungi, Glomeromycota, Glomeromycetes, Diversisporales, Diversisporaceae. The record is from the annotation of a GenBank genome assembly.